UACUGACAACCAUUUUCCCAUGGUAUUUUCUCCUCUAGGAUGUCCACUGAACAGGAGAACACAGAGAUGCAUCUCAUUGAAUGUAUGUUAAAGCACUUCAAGACACAGAAAGUGGCCAUUUCUAAUGCGAUAAGAAGUACAUUUCCUUUUCUUGAGAGCCUCCGAGACCGUGAAUUCAUCACUGGUAAAAUGUAUGAAGAUUUGCUAGAUUCCUGUAGAUCACUGGUCCCUGUGGACAAAGUGAUCUACAGAGCCCUGGAGGAACUGGAGAAGAAAUUUGACAUGACGGUACUGUGCGAAUUGUUCAAUGAGGUCAACAUGGAGAAGUACCCCAAUUUGAAUCUCAUUCGUAGAAGCUUUGAAUGUGGUAAUUGGGUUUUAUAUCGCUCCUUGAGAGCACAGUCCUUUUUGUUGUCAACAAAUGUAUAUUAAGCUUUUAUCAUGUGCCAUAUAUCAUGCAGAGCAAUUGAGGAUAUAACAGUUAACAAGACUACUGUGUCAUGAAUCAUAUGAAAACUUAUGACUAAUGGCUGACACCCUCCAGAGCUCUGCCGCUGGCCAUUUAGGCUCUCAGGACAAUAGGAGGCAUACCAUCAUCAGGCUAUGUAGAAGAGGGUAGGAUUAGAAGUGCUGAUUGUCAGUAGGGUAGCACUGUUGUGUCUCUCAGUGGGCAUUCUUACAUGGUGAGAGUGCUCUUGUCUCCCCAGCUAGGGAGGUGAGGGAUGUCUUCUGACUCCCCCUCCCCCCUUUUUUGAGACAGGGUUUCUCUAUGCGA
This is a messenger RNA of Mus musculus (house mouse), 775 nucleotides long. Its product is annotated as component of Sp100-rs-like. The transcript has 2 exons. The coding region runs from base 40 to 432 and encodes 130 amino acids. NCBI's taxonomy places the organism in Eukaryota, Metazoa, Chordata, Mammalia, Rodentia, Muridae. The record is from RefSeq and is a predicted model, not a curated record.